UAGAAGUCCAACAUACAUUUAUAUUUUCAGCAAGUAUAAAAGUAACAGCAGCCGCUGCCAGAAGCUCACUUCAGCCACAGAUCAGUCCUAGAGGAGCAAACAGAAGGCUGUGAUCAUGGGCAAGAUCAUCUUCUACGAGGACAGGAACUUCCAGGGUCGCCACUAUGAGACCAGCAGUGACUGUGCUGAGCUCACCUCUUACCUGAGCAGGUGUCACUCCUGCAGGGUGGAAAGUGGAUGCUUCAUGGUUUACGACCGCCCCAACUACAUGGGAAACCAGUACUUCAUGAGGAGGGGCGAGUACGCUGACUACAUGAGCAUGAUGGGAAUGUCUGACUGCAUUAGGUCCUGCCGUAUGAUCCCCAUGCACAGGGGAUCCUACAGGAUGAGGAUCUAUGAGAGGGAGAACUUCGGUGGUCAGAUGCAUGAGUGUAUGGACGACUGUGACAACAUCAUGGACCGCUACCGUAUGUCCAACUGCAUGUCCUGCCACGUGAUGGACGGUCACUGGCUGAUGUACGAGCAGCCCCACUAUCGAGGCCGCAUGAUGUACCUGAGGCCCGGAGAGUACAGGAGCUUUAGGGAGAUGGGAUAUGGAGGCACUAAUUUCAUGAGCAUGAGGAGGAUCAUGGAUUCCUACUACUAAAUUACAAUAAAGAUAUUUGCUCUAUUUUCUAA
Cyprinodon tularosa is the source of this 678-nucleotide messenger RNA. RefSeq names its product gamma-crystallin M3-like. The coding region runs from base 116 to 646 and encodes 176 amino acids. Gene Ontology annotation, molecular function: structural constituent of eye lens. The record is from RefSeq and is a predicted model, not a curated record. Gene Ontology annotation, biological process: lens development in camera-type eye; visual perception. The transcript is spliced from 3 exons. Lineage: Eukaryota; Metazoa; Chordata; Actinopteri; Cyprinodontiformes; Cyprinodontidae.